UCUGCCAACGCAACAUCGAAAUCCCUAGGUAAAAUCGCGAGGAUAGAUCGCCGACUGGAGAAAGUCCACAUGGAAAAAUGGUGGCUGGUCGAGUAGGGUUUGCAUUUCAGCGGACAGUUCAACAACAGUAAAUAUUGAUAUUGCAGUCUACAUACGUUGAAGAUACACACAACGACAAAGUCAACGGAGUCCGUUGUUUUAGGGACCGCUGAUUUUGCAGCUUCCAGCUGGUGCAGCUGGGUGACUUCACACGGACCUGAGUCAGGUGGAGGCGGAGCCACUUAAACCAGAAAUGUCGGAGAAGGUGCAGAAGGCCUUCAGGGUGCAGCUGUCCUCUGUCAUGGACUCCCUGCUCACAGCUGCCGUGUGUGAGAUUGCCAAGAUCUUUGAGGGCAGUCUGAAUGAGCAGCAGGAGGAGUUGACACAGAAAGGAGACGAGAUCUCUGCAUUGAUGGAGAAGCUGAAGCAGGCAGAGAAGAGGUUGAAGGAGGGAGCAAAAGGAGGAGAGGACCCGGACAAUACCUCUGGACAAUACCUCUCUUCCGUGACAGCAAUUUCUGAGAUGGAAGUAUCCGAUUGGUGCGAGCCCCUUCAGUCAGAAGAUUCCUUAAUUCCGCCCUCAAACAUCAAAAAGGAAAAUGAGUGGUCAUGUGUGGACCUGCGACCACUGAGUGUGUCUCUAUGGCGCAUCCCUAACAUCAAAAUAGAGCAGGCUGAAGAUUUUGAUAACCACCUGCUGACUGCUCUAGCCAGGAGUCCUCCACGAAAAGGGUUGGCUGCAGAGUGGUUGUUAAACAGACGGCUAAGAGACUUACCUGAACUGAGUGCGACCGGGUCAGGGUACGGUCAUGUUUCAGUGGGACGCGGUCGGGGCCAGGGGCUGAGGAAGACCCAUGGUCGUCUGCUGCGCAUGUUCGAACAAGAAAACCCGGAACCCCAGAGCAACCCGGAACCCCAGAGCAACAACAUAUCAAACAACAAUGUCUUAAGUCACCACACAAGACAAGGAAAAGAUAGUGACUUACAAAACGAACACAGUGAGGGGAGUCAUGGGAAAAUGAGUGACAUAGUGAAGAAGGUAGGAAGGAGAAGAAAGCAUUUGAAAAUGGAACCCGAUGCGGAUGGACAAGCGGUAAUCAGUGGAACUGACAAGAGUUUCAGAUGCAAAUACUGUGGGAAGGGCUUUGGCCGUGAGUUUGGUCUUUCUGUGCACAUGAGGUCUCAUAAAAAGGUGAAAAUCAAGGGGACAUACAAAUGUCCUAAGUGUUCCAAAAAGUUUCAGUACCCAAGUGAUCUUCGUGUGCACACGCGGAACAUCCACGAGAAGAGCAUACCUUGCUCCAGCGUCAAAGAAAUGUCAGACUCAGUCAAGCACAAUGUGAAACCCCUCUCCCCCAGCAGAGCCACGCCUACUUCCUGUGACAACAAACCUCUCUCUGCCAGCAAGGCUAAACCUCUCUCCCCGAAAGACAAACCUGUGUCCCCAAACAAUAAAGCUGACACACCCAAAGAAAGCGGCACACAUCCAAAAGUGUAUUCUUGUUACGUUUGCCAUAAGAAAUACACUUCUGCACAUUCCCUGCGAGACCAUGGGCGUAUUCACACAGGUGAGAGGCCAUACCCUUGUAACCAGUGUGGACAGAGGUUCCGUGUAAAGCAGUUCCUGAUAUUACACUUGCGUAAAGCCCAUGUGGAUGUGUAUGGGGGUGAGGAGAGCAGCGGAGACCUCUCCUGGACUGCACCUAUUGAGGAACCCAUGGCAAACGGUGCAGAGCAGCAACCAGACGGCCUGUUCCAAUGCACAGUGUGUAAAAUGCUGCUAAAUUCACAGAUUAGCCUCGUUCAACACUUCCGCAUCCAUACAGUUGAGAAACCACUGAGCUGCGAAGUGUGGCAAAACAUUCCGCUACCAUCCCGUCUUGAUCAGCCACUUGAGGUCCACCCACCCGGGAAAGAAGUACUUGUGCCUGAAGUGUGUGAAGCAAUUAGAGACAAUGGCAGAACUUAAGGCAUUUGCAACAAGUUCACCAGUUCAAGAAACAGAACCCGCUGUCCUCGCUGUAGCGGGACUUUCCACAACAGUAAUGACCUUUUAGGAUCCACUAUGAAACUGUCCAUGCCUGAGUAUUCAGUAGGGCCGGGGGUCAACUCCAAUUACAUUCAGGAGAUACAUUUGUUACAGUUUUGUAAUCAUUGACUGAGGGAAAAGGAAUUGACCCCAACCCCGGUGCCCCGUGAACUAACAUGAUGCUGAGAGAGGAUGAAGAAAGAGAACUCAACUUGAUAUGGUGAUCAGUCAGUUGUCUUGUGGGCAGCAGGUUCUCAGCUGAUCACUUUUUUUUUUUUUAAGUCCGUGGUUUAUGACGAUUUUUAUUUUAAAAGUCUUGGGGGUUUUUGUUUGAUGUUUUCUGUUUUUGUUCCAUGUAAAUGUGUCUAUUGAUUUUAUAUUCUGUAUUAUGACAAAUGUAACAUGAAUUGUACUGUAUAUUCCCCCUGUUAAGAAAGUCACAGGGCAGAGAAGACUCAUGUUUAUCUCUUCUGAUGAUAUACAUUUGCUCCAACUGCUUUUUAAAAAAAAACAAAUAAAAUCGGACAUUACCGGA
Oncorhynchus nerka (sockeye salmon) is the source of this 2603-nucleotide messenger RNA. RefSeq names its product zinc finger protein 485-like. Gene Ontology annotation, biological process: regulation of transcription by RNA polymerase II. The record is from RefSeq and is a predicted model, not a curated record. The transcript is spliced from 5 exons. Lineage: Eukaryota; Metazoa; Chordata; Actinopteri; Salmoniformes; Salmonidae. The coding region runs from base 293 to 2008 and encodes 571 amino acids. Gene Ontology annotation, molecular function: DNA-binding transcription factor activity, RNA polymerase II-specific; sequence-specific DNA binding. Gene Ontology annotation, cellular component: nucleus.